This is a messenger RNA of Arabis nemorensis, 1989 nucleotides long. The record is from the annotation of a GenBank genome assembly. Lineage: Eukaryota; Viridiplantae; Streptophyta; Magnoliopsida; Brassicales; Brassicaceae.
AUGGGUGGAGGACUAGCAGCGGAUGAUUUUGCAACUGAUCCAAAAACUUGCAAGAACCCUAGUCCUUCUCGGGAAAUGGGAAAAGUGCAACCGGGAAUAGCAUCCUUGGAAGAGAGGCCUUCAAGGCAAAAGGAAGCGCAGCAGCUGUUACCAAAGAAUGUGAGCUACAAGAUGUUAAGCGACGAAACGGACAGAUCAUCAGUGUUAUUGAUACUCCUGAUUAACAACAUCGUGAUUCGUUCUGCAGGCCUGUUUAGCUUGUUCCCCUCAAACGAGUCUAUUAUUCAAGAGAUCUUGAAAUGCUCUAGUCUAGCCAAAGAAGGGAUCGACACGGUUCUUUUGGUAUUUUCCUUGAGAAACCGGCUAACAGAAGAAGAGAAAUCUGUGUUGAAAAUCCUUCUCGGGAGUGAUAUUAUGGACUACAUGAUCGUAGUUUUCACCAAUGAGGAUACACUAGUUGAUCACAAUGAAGGACUAUUUGGAGGGCUCUCCUCAUUUCAAGGUCAUUGUUACACUGUAAUUACUUAUUAUCUUCAUGUUGUAAACGCAAGUGAAGCCAACUUUUUACAUCUAUCAGUUGAUCUGUUUUUGGUUCUAGGAAAUUCUCACGGCGGAAAACCGGAAAACAAGGCCGUGUUUGAAGAAAAGCAGAAAAAGAUUAAAGCAAUGAAGGAAAAGGCAGAGAAUUCCCGAGUUUAUUGCCUACGGUUUCUGGUGGAGACUAAGCUAAUAGAAACAGCGAGUCGGCUUGAGCAGAAACUGACCGAGGAGCAAACCGCUAGACUUGAAGCGGAGAAAAGGGCCAAAGAACUCCACCAAGAAUCCAGCGAUGAGAUUAAGAGGCUGACAAAGAAACUCGAGAGGGCGGAGAAGGAACUAGAGAAAAAGGGAGGAAAUUGCGGCUUCUUCCAACUGAGAGAUCUCAACACUCAUUUGAGUUUCAUUGCAGCUUCAAGGUUCUUUCUUCAGGCAAGAUUGGAAACAAUGGCAUUCGAAUCGUCUGACGUAAAAGUGGAGGUUGGUCGUCCUGAAAGAACUCUAGUUCUGGUUGGUCGAACAGGGAACGGUAAAAGCGCAACGGGAAACAGCAUCCUAGGUGAAUCUAAGUUCAUGUCAAAAAGAAGAGGAGGAUCUAUUACAAAACAGUGUCAGCUUGAAUCCAAGAUACUGAAUGGUGUUAAAAUCAAUGUCAUAGAUACUCCUGGUCUGUUUAGUACUUCCUCUACGGCAGAAUUUACCGUCAGAGAAAUCUUUCGAUGUUUAAGCUUAGCGAAAAACGGUAUCGAUGCAGUGCUUCUGGUUUUCUCUGUGAGUACUCGGCUAACAGAUGAAGAACUAUCAACGCUUCACACAUUAAAGAUCCUUUUCGGGCGUGAAAUCGUUGACUAUAUGAUUCUUGUUUUCACACAUGGAGAUGCGUUAGAUGAUGGAGAUACUCUGGAUGACUAUUUGGAAGGAAGUACUGAGUUUCAGGAAAUUUUCAAUGAAUGUGGUAACCGUAAGGUAGUGUUUGACAAUAGGCCUAGUGUCAAUAAAGAAAAGAGAGAAAAACAAGUCCAAGAUCUUCUCAACCUCGUCGAACAAGUCUCAGAGAAGAACAAUGGUAAAUCAUAUAUGGGUGACUUAUCACUUAAGCUAAAGGCGACUGAGGUUAAUUACCAAGAAAAGUAUAAGGAGAUUGCAGCAAUGAAAGAUAUGUCUUCUAAACAAGAGAUAUCUCAGUCGAUGAAGCAGUUAGAGAAGUCAUAUAAAGAAAUGGUUAAGGGACUAGAAGAGAAGGUCUCUAAUCAACUGAAGGAAUCAUUGAGCGAUCUGAAGGAACAACUAGCUAAGGCACAAGCCGCGAGAGCGGAAACCACGAAGAAGCUGAAUGAAAUUCAGAAACUAUCUUCUGAUGAGAUCAGGAAGCUGAGAGAACAACUCAACAAAGCUGAGAGAGAAACUGCUUCUUUGCGAACAGAGCUCAACAAGAAAUGCUCUGUUCUUUGA